AUGUCUGUCCCCAACAGAGGCCCUGAGCUUCAGGCUGUCUGCUAUACUCUUGCCGUUUCUUCGGUGAUAGCAGUCGCACUACGUAUCUAUGUUCGCGUGAGAUUGGUCAAAAACUUUGGAUUGGAUGACUGUUUCAUGUGUAGUGCUCUCAUCACAUUUCUCCUAUUCGUCAUGUCGGCCCUCCUCGGUGUGAAGCACGGCACAGGUCGACACAGAGACGACCUCGACCCUCAUGACUUUCAGCAAGCAAUGAAGUGGUGGUGGUGGUGCUACUUAUGGUACUGCCUCACGAUGAUAUCUUCAAAGAUCUCAAUUGGUUACCUACUCCUUCGAAUCACGACACGAAAACUCGACGUAUGGAUCCUCUAUGGCGUCAUGGCCAUUACUGUCUGCACCGGAGUCGUCUUCUUCUUCGUCACUCUCUUCCAAUGCUCGCCGAUCUCGUACUUCUGGAACCAAGAUCAACCUGGAAAAUGCGUCAAGCCUGAGGUCAUUAUGGCCCUCACUUAUCUAUACAGUGUGUUCAGUGUUAUAUCAGACUUCACUUGUGCUAUCCUACCAAUGUUCUUGGUGUUCAAGCUCAACAUGGGAAGGAAGACGAAGCUGGCUCUGAUUCCUAUCAUGGCUAUGGCCUGCGUGGCAAGCGCAGCGGUUGUCGUUCGAUUCCCUUUCGUCAAAGACUUCAAGAACCCAGACUUCUUAUGGGCAACAAUCGACAUCGCGAUCUGGUCGACAACAGAACAAGGUCUGGCCGUCACGGCCGGGUCUUUGGCAACGCUGCGGCCUUUGCUUCGAUUACUCGGCCGCAAGCUUGGCAUAACGACAUCGGGACGGUCUGAGUUGCGGGACACUGAUCAGCCAAUGGGCUCUGGGGGGUUCAGGCCUACAAAGGGUACCAACGGCAGCGGCAAUAAGCAUCGCGAUCUUUUCAGCCUCGCCACAUUCGCAAGGGAGGACGACCUGGACGGCAACGGGCGAGACGGCCAGGCAGCUUACGCUGGGGAGCACCAUUUCCAGAGCAGAUCGUCUGCUGAGAAAGGAGUCUCGGCGUGGAGGUCGAGGGACAAUGAGAGCGAGGAGGAGUUGACGGGGCAGCUUGGCAGUGACAAUUCACGGAUCGUCAAGGUGACAACCUUUGAGGUUCGUGAGAACAGGAUUUGAAAAUCGUACCAGCAACAGGAACACUAAUGACGGCACUGAUAUUUAUAACGAAUGAUAAUA
Molecule: messenger RNA, 1221 nt
Organism: Fusarium verticillioides 7600
Lineage: Eukaryota; Fungi; Ascomycota; Sordariomycetes; Hypocreales; Nectriaceae
Exons: 5
Coding region: 1-1161 (386 amino acids)
Source: RefSeq, a predicted model, not a curated record